Messenger RNA from Besnoitia besnoiti, 954 nucleotides. RefSeq names its product proliferating cell nuclear antigen PCNA1. Gene Ontology annotation, biological process: mismatch repair; regulation of DNA replication; translesion synthesis. NCBI's taxonomy places the organism in Eukaryota, Apicomplexa, Conoidasida, Eucoccidiorida, Sarcocystidae. The transcript is spliced from 4 exons. The coding region runs from base 1 to 954 and encodes 317 amino acids. The record is from RefSeq and is a predicted model, not a curated record. Gene Ontology annotation, cellular component: PCNA complex. Gene Ontology annotation, molecular function: DNA binding; DNA polymerase processivity factor activity.
AUGUUGGAAGCGAAGCUGCAGCACGCCAGCGUUCUCCGCCGGCUCUUCGAGUCUAUUAAGGACAUGGUUAGCGAUGUCAACCUGGACUGCGAUGAUUCGGGUCUCCGCCUUCAGGCCAUGGACUCCUCCCACGUUGCGCUUGUCGCGCUCAAGCUCGAUGACGUCGGCUUCGUUCACUUCCGCUGCGACCGCGAGCGGUCCUUGGGGCUGAACUUGGCGAGCGUCUGCAAAGUCUUCAAGCUCUGCAGCAACGCGGACUCAUGCAGCAUUCAGAACGAGGAAGACUCCGACACCGUGACGUUCGUCUUCGAAAACGAAGCGGACGAGAGGCUGUCGAGCUUCAGUCUGCGCCUCAUGGCGAUUGACCAGGACGCCCUGCGCGUCCCUGAGGACGAAACGAGCCACGACGUGACCGUGAAGAUGUCUGCGCGCGAGUUCGCGAACGUGGUGCGCAUCAUGGGCGAGUUCUCGGACAGCGUGCGCGUGGAGGUUGACAAACUCGGAGUCAAGUUCGUCACGCAGGGCGACCUCGGCGUUGGCGAAGUCCUCCUCAAGCCUAAGCCCUUCUCCAGCGGAGACGACAACGGCGUCGAAAUCCAAGUGAACUCGCCGGUGUGCCAGACGUACGCGGUGAAGUAUUUGAACUACUUUGCGAAGGCGGCGUCGCUGAGCAGCUCCGUGACGCUCUCGCUGACAGACCAGAACCCGAUUGAAGUCCGCUUUGACAUCUUGGAGCCCGCCGCGGGUGCGGUCGGCGCCGUUGGCGACCGCGGGGGCGAGGAGUCCCAGGGCGACGGCGAGGGUCGCGCGCGCGAGGGCCGCCGGCAGCCCCAGCAGCUGCGGUCGCGCAUCGGGCACGUGAAGUUCUUCCUGGCGCCCAAGAUGGACGAUGACGCGCUCGGUGGUGAAGAGGGAAAUGCAGGCGGCAUGGAGGAGUCCGCGAUGGACGACUAA